Pichia membranifaciens NRRL Y-2026 is the source of this 1056-nucleotide messenger RNA. RefSeq lists its product as hypothetical. Lineage: Eukaryota; Fungi; Ascomycota; Pichiomycetes; Pichiales; Pichiaceae. Gene Ontology annotation, biological process: coenzyme A biosynthetic process. Gene Ontology annotation, molecular function: phosphopantothenate--cysteine ligase activity. Gene Ontology annotation, cellular component: cytoplasm; nucleus. The transcript has a single exon. The record is from RefSeq and is a predicted model, not a curated record. Bases 1 to 1056 code for a protein of 351 amino acids.
AUGGCGACGAGAGAGAACAACGAAAAGCGGCUGCUGAGCCGGGUGGCGACGUCGGUGCCGGACGCACAGUCGGCAAUCGACCGGUCGCUUCCCGAGUUCCCGGCGGCGACGCCCAUAGACGAGGACAGCUACUUCCGGCUGCACAAGCCGCCGGCGUACCUCUCGCAGAUCAGCACGGGCGUGGCGAGCUUCAUUAACGAGAACCACGGGCGGCGGCGGAAGAUUGUGCUGGUGACGUCGGGGGGGACGACGGUGCCGUUGGAAAACAACACGGUGCGGUUCAUCGACAACUUCAGCGCCGGGACGCGGGGCGCCACGUCGGCAGAGUACUUCCUCGAGCAGGGGUACUCGGUGAUCUUCCUUCACCGGGAGUUCUCGUUGUUGCCGUACUCGAGACACUUCAGCCACACGACGAACUGUCUCCUCGACCACCUGCAGUUUUCGCAGGACGGGGAGCGGGUCGAGGUGGACGGCGUGCUCCAGAAGGAUCUUCUGAGCGUGCUGGCGCAGUACCAGAAGGUGAAGGCGAACAACAUGCUUCUCCUUGUGCCGUUCACGACGGUGCACCAGUACCUCUUCACGCUCAAGUUGAUUGCGCAGGAGCUCUCGGUGAUCGGCUCGGACGCCCUCUUCUACUUGGCGGCCGCGGUGUCGGACUUCUUCUUGCCGACCUCUCGGAUCCCGGAGCACAAGAUCCAGAGCCAGGAGCACGGCGGCAAGUUGGUGGUGGACCUCGAGCCCGUGCCGAAGUUCUUGCGCCGCUUGGUUGACUCGUGGGCGCCCAUCGCCAUGAUUGUCAGCUUCAAGUUGGAGACCGACAACACGAUUCUCAUCAAGAAGGCCCGCACCGCCCUGGAGCGCUACAACCACCAGUUGGUCAUCGGCAACCUUCUCCAGACACGUAAGUACGAAGUCGUGUUUGUCACACCGGACAACGAGCAUUGGAUCCGCCUCUCCAAGGACGCCGCCGAACACAAGGUCGAGAUCGAGUCCCUCAUCAUCCCGCGGAUCGUCGCCAUGCACAAGACCUGGAUCGAAAGCAGAGAAACCAUGUAG